GGUGGUGACAGAAAAAAUAACAUAGAUGGCAGCUCCUUGCCGGAGUGCUGCCACACUAUUCGCCAGUUACAGUUACUUUUCGGCAUUUAAUACGAAUUAUAAAGUUGAGCGUGUCUUUUUGUAAGUUACUUAUUACGUAUUAUUGGCACUUGGAGAAAGCACCAAAGAAUUUGGCGUUCAAAUCAAAUCGUAUGAUAAAGCUAACACAGCAUAUGAUACGAUUCAAUCCAGCGUUUGUCGACAAAGGAAACGGAAUUCAAUCCCACGGAGGUUGCUGAUGUUGUUGACCGAGAACAAAUCGGCUCCAAGAACAGUGAAGAAGACAAAUUCCUUUCAUGUGCACACAACUAUCCCUGAAAUGGAUGAUGAAAACCAGUUAGAAGAGAUGGAGGAACUUUUUGCCGAAUAUCAGAUACAGCAUUUUACAAAAUCCAUAGAACUUUCUCAAGCAGUGCCAGAAUAUGCCCUUCUUCAGUCGAUGCAAAAAUGGCAGGACGCAGCCAAAAGUAUAGUCGCCAGUUGUGCGAGGCGAAUUGCGGUCAACGCUUGCGCUACAUCCGCGAACGUCUGCCCACCUUUGAAAUACUGGAGUCGCAGGUGUUUCCAAUUGCAUCGCCAGAGUUUGAGGACAUGUUCGAUGAUAUCGUCUAUGCGCCUCAGCUGUAUCAACAAAUCCGUUUCUUGGUGACAUUGAGAAGGCGGUCGCCAACUGGCUGCUCAAGUUCGAGUCCGAGGAACUCAAGUGGCGCAAGCUAAAAAUGAAGGCAGACGAUAAGCUUGAGCAGGAAAAAUAAUCGAGGAACGGAUCUAUUAGAUAUAUAGAUAUUCCCUUUAUAAUUUCGUUCAACUUUUCCUUUGACA
This is a messenger RNA of Drosophila grimshawi, 861 nucleotides long. RefSeq lists its product as uncharacterized. The record is from RefSeq and is a predicted model, not a curated record. The coding region runs from base 487 to 756 and encodes 89 amino acids. Lineage: Eukaryota; Metazoa; Arthropoda; Insecta; Diptera; Drosophilidae. The transcript is spliced from 4 exons.